AUGUCCUUGUGUCGAAGUCAGUUUUUCUUUGUGAAGAACACUUCUUUACUUAGUGUGGGGCUUAAGGGCAGCGCAGGCAAGCAAUUAUCGCGGCUUCUAGGCAAAAGUCAGCCCACGCCAAAGAUCAGUGUGUUGGGGUCAAGCUUUUUCAAGACGCCUCCUCCUUCCAUUGCAUCAAAGAUUUACGGUAUGAAACACACCAAUGGACAGUCUUUGUUUACCCAAAAGAGACCGUUCAGCACCACAAAGACCAUUUUUGAAGAAGCAAAAGUGGUCAAAAAAUCCAAGUGGCCUGCUAAUUCGAAUAUCAAACUGGGUUACUUGUGUAUGGGAACUUCGGUUCUGGUGUUUGCAAUCGUUAUUCUUGGAGGACUUACAAGAUUGACUGAAUCCGGUUUAUCGAUUACUGAAUGGAAACCCGUGACAGGUGCCAUUCCUCCAAUGUCGCAGGAGGACUGGGAAGAAGAGUUCCGCAAAUACCAAGACUCUCCUGAAUUCAAAUUGCUGAACUCGCAUAUCACGCUAGAGGAAUUUAAGUUUAUUUUCUUGAUGGAGUGGUCUCACCGCUUGUUAGGAAGAAUCAUUGGAAUGGUGUUUGUUCUUCCAACUCUUUAUUUCAUAGCCCGCAGACAAGUUUCACCGCCCGUUGCAUUUAAACUUCUUGGCAUUUGUGCUCUAAUCGGCCUUCAAGGUGCUAUCGGAUGGUGGAUGGUGUACUCGGGAAUCGAUGAGAAACUUCUCGAGGAGCGCAGAUCGAAACCAACUGUCUCGCAAUAUAGACUCACCGCCCAUUUGGCUGCCGCAUUUUUAGUGUAUUGCACUAUGAUCUCCACAGGUUAUGGAAUUCUGAGAGACCAUGCUAUCAUGAAAGACCCGCAAACUUACCUCGAAUUCUUCCAAAAGAUCCAGUCACCGUCGCUUAAACUGUUUCGCCGGCUGAGUAAAGGAUUGCUCGGUUUGGUGUUUUUAACAGCCAUGUCAGGAGCCAUGGUUGCAGGGCUGGAUGCAGGUCUAAUCUACAAUACGUUCCCUCACAUGGGAGACGACUACCUCCCAUCGAUGAAUGAACUUAUGUCUCCUGUCUUUUCGAGACUUGCUGACCAAUCUGAUUUGUUCUGGAGAAAUAUGUUUGAAAACCCAGCUACGGUGCAAUUAAAUCACCGUAUACUCGCCAUCACUACUUUCUGUUCCGUGUUGGCUCUUCACAUGUACUCUCAUAGAAUCAAGUCAAUUGUCCCAAGGCAUGCCUACAAAUGGCUCAACAUUUCAAUGGGACUGGUCUCGCUACAGGUGGCACUUGGAAUUUGUACGUUAUUAUGGUUAGUUCCAACUGAGCUGGCAGCAGCACACCAAGGAGGUGCUCUGGCCCUUCUCACCGGUAUCUUGAUGACUGUGUGCCACUUGAAGAAACCAUCUAGAACAAACCUGAUGUUGCUGAAGAACUUUCUCCACAAAGCGAAGACCAACAGUGUUGCUUUAAAAUAA
This is a messenger RNA of Ogataea parapolymorpha DL-1, 1485 nucleotides long. RefSeq names its product Cytochrome c oxidase assembly protein COX15. Gene Ontology annotation, cellular component: mitochondrial inner membrane. The transcript has a single exon. Lineage: Eukaryota; Fungi; Ascomycota; Pichiomycetes; Pichiales; Pichiaceae. Gene Ontology annotation, molecular function: oxidoreductase activity, acting on NAD(P)H, heme protein as acceptor. Gene Ontology annotation, biological process: heme A biosynthetic process. The record is from RefSeq and is a predicted model, not a curated record. The coding region runs from base 1 to 1485 and encodes 494 amino acids.